GAAUGCGUUAUAUUUAUAGUCUAAUGUAAUGAACUGCGCGUAUUUAGUUACGAAUCAGUAGCGAACAAAUUUAUCAAUCUAAGAAGUUAUAUAUGAUAUGAUAUAUGCAGGAGGAUAUGCAGCUAAAAUGCCUGCGAUUGACUUAAGGAAAAUGUAUUUUAGAAGGACAAUUCAAGUGUUAUAAACCUGGAUGCUACAAUUAUUAAAUGUUUUGGGAUAUAUAUAACGUUUUAUGUGGCUUAUUCUCUAAUCAGGAAGUAAUAUUUAACUUCUCAAACGGGACGUGACCAUUCUCAGUCACACUCAGGACCAUACCUUACAUACUAGAGAGUGACCAAGUAAGAUACUAGCUAUAGAUAUCACACAAGAUACUACCUAGUGACUACUAAAGAUACUACACAAUGUCCAAACAAGAUACUACCUAGUGACCACACAAGAUACUACCUUGUGACCGCACAAGAUACAACCUUGAGACCGCACAAGAUACUACCUAGUGAUUACGAAAGAUAUUACAUAGUGACCACACAAUAUACUACCUAGUGACCACACAAAAUACUACAUAGUGACCACACAAGAUACUACCUUGUGACCGCACAAGAUACUACCUAGAGACCACACAAGAUACUACCUACUGACCACAAAAGAUACUUCCUAGUGAUCACACAAGAUACUACCUAGUAACUACACAAGAUUCUAGCUAGAGACCACACAAGAUACUACCUACUGACCACACAAGAUAUUUCCUAGCUACUACACAAGAUACUACCUACUGACCACACAAGAUACUACCUAGCGAUUACACAAGAUAAUACCCAGUGACUACACUAGAGACUAGCUAGUGACCACCAGAAAUACUUGCUAGUGACCGCACAAGAUACUACCUAGUGACCGCACAAUAUACUACCUAGCGAUUACACAAGAUACUACCUAGCGAUUACACAAGAUACUACCUAGUGACUACACUAGAGAAUAGCCAGUGACCACCAGAAAUACUUGCUAGUGACCGCACAAGGGACAAAUAAGUGACCACACGAGAUUCUUACUAAUGACUACAAAAUAGAAGAACUUGUGACCAUACAAGUUUAAAGCUAGUGAUCGCACAAGAGACUACAUUGUGACCAUACAAGAAGCUUUCUAGUGACCACGCAAAAUACUUCAAACUGACCAUACAAGAGACUACCUAGUGACCACGCAAGGUACAGGCAAGUGACCGCACAAGAGACUACCUGGUGACCGUACAAUGGACUACUUUGUGACCGCACAAGCGACUACCUAGUGACCAUGCAAGGUACAGGCUAUUGACCGCACAAGAGACUUCCUAGUGACCAUGCAAGGUACAGGCUAAUGACCGCGCAAGAGACUACCUAGUGAGCACAUUAGAUACUAUAAAAGUAACUCGCUGGGUUACCAAAGCGUCUCAACCGUAUGUGAAUAUACGUUUAACAUAACUUCACAAUCUAAACUGAUAAUGGAACGUCACACUAGGCAUAAGCCAGAGACGAACAGCUUAAACUAUUUUAAAUGACCACAACUUAUCAGGUACUGAAAGUGUACGUACUUAACGCUUAACAGUGAAUGUACAAACGCUUAUAUUGGGCCUAAGCGCUUCGUCAUAACCGGAAGUGACAAUGGGUAGCGGUUGUCACGGGACGCUGGUUGGCCACCGAAAGUUGGGUGGCGACCAGGUGACGCUUCUGGUGGUGGGCUAUCUUCUCUGGGUCUCCUUUGCUCAAACAUCCGGAUUCCAAGACAAAAUGUGGACAGAUGCUCACAAUGCAUGCCGAACGACGAAUACAACCUUGCCCGAAAUGUAUCUAGGGAGCACCCCAAAGGAAAGGAUUCGACUUGUUGGGUCUACAGGGCCUCUUUGGCUGAUGGGAUUUGAAGUAGUCGGACGAGUGAAUAAUGAAGGGAGGUGGCAUGGCGUCCUUUACCUGAACUCAACAGAUAAAGCAAAUAUGCUUUGUGGGGGUGAUGUUACUGGCCAGAUAACAUAUGCUGAUGCGAAAAGAACGUGUAGCGAUAAAGCUCCGAUGUUGAGCGUAACGGCAUCCAACAUAUCGCAGACGGCGCAGGAGCGCGAUCAAUUUAACUCCAGUCUUUGGGUCGACACCAUUGACCCUGGCGAGUUUAUAAACGCUGAUGUUUCGGGUGUUCAGAUUCUCUGCUACAUUCUGACAGACACAGGGGAAAUUCAGACAGACAACUGCACAAACAGUCACCCCUUCAAAUGCGUUAACGGCAGUCUAGCGCCUGUGGUGCGGUACUUUGGGAACACAUCCCCGUUUAAGCGCUACUCUUCCCACACGACACACGGAGGAAUGGAUAAAAAUUUGCUUAUUCCGCUGGUCUGCACCGGGGUAGUUGUCCUUUUUGCUGUUGUGGUCGCCGUCUGCCGCUGUUUUUGUCGUCAGAAUAGGCAUGGAAAAAGCGGGUCACCAAAUUUGGCCGAUAACUACUCGGAAACCGCCGAUUCCGUCACGUUUAACGCGUUGAAAUCGUCGGAAGCCAACGACUACGCCACGCCAUCAGACGCGCUUUUAGGAGGCGGCCCAAAGACAGCUCGUUCCAGGUCGUCUCUGAUUGAGGGCGAAUACGAUGUUUUGCAACAGGGGAACACACAAACAGAUAAACCUAAACGAGAGGUGGCGAAAGUGAACGCUUAUAAUCACGUGACAAUUGUGCCGCCCAAUCAGGAUCGAGCGAGUGGAUCAAAGGAGGGCGAAAAUGAAUAUGACGUGUCAACCUUACAUAAACAGACGAACAUUGUUGUUGAUCCAGAAAAGGGGUCCGGAAAUGUUUAUGGUCACGUGGAUAUUAGAUAGUAUUAAGGCCAGAAAACAAUAACUGUCUGUUUCCGAUUUCAUUGCCCCCCAAAAUAAGGAUAGGUCAGGAUUUUUGUACAUUUUUUUAUUUUAAAUUGCAUGUAAAUUUGUUUCUGAAUAUCAUUACAUUACACACUUAAAACUGUUACCAUUUUGUCUAGGUAUCGUUCACUAAAGCGCUUUAUAAAAACUACACAUUUACGCGCUUUUUCGAAGCAAUGCACUAUCGAAAAGAUAAGCUAAAAAGAAGAACAAAUACACAGUCAGAAAAAAUGUACCGAUAUCAAUACAGUAAAACUUCUGUAGCUCGAAAAGGCGAUAACUCGAACAGGCGAUACUUCAAGACCUGAGGAUUGGUCGAUUACGGGGCUAAGUCCCGACCCUUCAUCCUUCUAUUUUCAUAUUAAAUAUUAUAUGCAAAAAUAAGGUCCGGCGGGAAAAGUAAAAGAAGGUCGGGAAUUCGGAAAAAACUUUUUGUAUUCAGAAAGAAAGUGUAUCUGUGAAAUGUGUGCGAUGUAAUUUUGUUAACAUUGUCUAAACAAUAUUUGUAUAAAACUAUAAACUGUUUUGAUACCUUUGAUAAAAGAGCAUUAUAUGUUUAGUUGGAGUUUUCAUCGAAAUAUUCCGGAAGAUAAAUUGGCGAAAACUGUA
Messenger RNA from Mya arenaria, 3476 nucleotides. RefSeq lists its product as uncharacterized. The coding region runs from base 1629 to 2825 and encodes 398 amino acids. The transcript has 7 exons. The record is from RefSeq and is a predicted model, not a curated record. Lineage: Eukaryota; Metazoa; Mollusca; Bivalvia; Myida; Myidae.